AUGGCCGGCUGCAGCCCCGAGGAGAAAACUUACCGGCGCUUCCUCGAGCUCUUUCUGGGCGAGUUCCGCGGACCUUGCGGCGGCGGCGAGCCCGAACCCGAGCCCGAGCCGGAGUCCGAGCCCGAGCCCGAGCCCGAGCCUGAGCCGGCGGCGGCGGCCGAGGGGACUCGGGAGGAGGUGGAGGACGAAGCGGUGGCGGCGGCUGUGGUGCUGGUGCCAGAGCCCGGGGAGGAAGAGGAGGAGGAGGAGGCGGUGGCAGCCGAGGACGAGGACGAGGACGGAGACGGGGAGGGCGCGGAGGAGGGGGUGGCCGACGAGGCGGGCCCGGGGCCGGGGCAGCAGUCCGGGCCCCCUCCCCCGCCGCCGCAGCAGCAGCCGCCGCCGCCCCUGCCCCCGCUGCCGCGGCCGCUCUCGGAGCGCAUCACCCCGGAGGAGGUGGAGGGCGAGAGCCUGGACCUGUGCCUGCAGCAGCUCUACAAAUAUAAUUGCCCUUCCUUUUUGGCUGCUGCUUUAGCCAGAGCAACAUCAGACGAAGUCCUUCAGAGUGAUCUUUCGAUGUACUAUAUACCAAAGGAAACAGAUGGCGCAGAAGGAAUUGUGGAGAUUGAGACAGUGAAAUUGGCACGUUCUGUCUUCAGCAAACUACACGAGAUUUGCUGCAGUUGGGUGAAGGACUUCCCUCUCCGCAGAAGACCCCAAUUGUAUUAUGAGACAUCAAUCCAUGCCAUCAAAAACAUGCGCAGGAAAAUGGAGGACAAACACGUCUGCAUUCCUGAUUUUAAUAUGCUCUUCAAUCUAGAGGAUCAAGAAGAACAAGCUUACUUUGCAGUGUUUGAUGGGCAUGGUGGGGUAGAUGCUGCCAUUUAUGCCUCUGUCCACCUCCAUGUGAACUUAGUACGCCAGGAAAUGUUCCCCCAUGACCCUGCAGAGGCACUCUGCCGAGCCUUCCGGGUGACUGAUGAGCGUUUUGUGCAGAAAGCAGCCAGGGAGAGCUUACGCUGUGGGACCACAGGCGUGGUGACAUUUAUCCGAGGCAACAUGCUCCACAUAGCCUGGCUGGGUGACUCUCAGGUCAUGCUUGUGAGGAAGGGCCAAGCCGUAGAACUAAUGAAGCCGCAUAAACCGGAUAGAGAGGAUGAGAAGCAACGAAUUGAGGCCCUUGGAGGCUGUGUGGUCUGGUUUGGGGCCUGGAGAGUGAAUGGAAGUCUGUCUGUCUCAAGAGCUAUUGGAGAUGCUGAGCAUAAGCCAUAUAUCUGUGGGGACGCAGACUCUGCCUCCACUGUUUUGGACGGGUCUGAAGACUACCUCAUUUUAGCGUGUGAUGGCUUCUACGAUACCGUGAACCCCGAUGAGGCAGUGAAGGUUGUGGCCGACCACCUAAAGGAAAAUAAUGGAGAUAGCAGCAUGGUUGCCCACAAAUUGGUAGCAUCAGCUCGUGAUGCUGGGUCAAGUGACAAUAUCACUGUCAUUGUGGUAUUCCUAAGGGAUAUGAACAAAGCUAUAAAUGUUAGUGAGGAAUCAGACUGGACAGAGAACUCUUUUCAAGGAGGUCAAGAAGAUGGCGGGGAUGAUAAGGAAAAUCAUGGAGAAAGCAAACGCCCCUGGCCUCAGCACCAGUGCUCAGCACCGGCAGAUCUAGGCUAUGAUGGGCGAGUGGAUUCAUUCACUGAUAGAACUAGCUUGAGCACAGGGUCCCAAAUCAAUGUGCUUGAAGAUGCAGGCUACCUAGAUCUCACAAAAAUAGAAGCAAGCAAACCUCAGAGUGCCAAAUUUUGGUCACCAGUUGAAAUGUUUGGUCUUACAGUACCAAAGAAAGCAAAUCUUGUUAAUGAUAUAAUCAUGGAGAAAGAAUCAGUCCGGUCUUCAGUGCAUGAACAGCAUGACGCUAGAGAAUACCCUGCUUAUCUCAAUUUGGGUUCAACAGGGCAGCAUAUAUACAGAAUGGAGAGUUUGUCUCCAGUCUUUUCUGGGUUGGAAAAUGAACCCCUGGGAAAGAGAGUUUCUAGUUUCUCUCAUUUACGCCACUAUUAUGCAAAGAGACGGCAUGGAUUCAGGCUCAAACCAAAGUUUCAUACGUAUCUCUUUGCUCAUGAGCCUUCCCACAAAGCAGGCACAACUAGCCUGUCUUCACUUAUUCAAAGUGGGAAUAGAAAUAGGAGGUUGGUAAGAAGUUCUCUGCCAUGGAGACAAAAUGCUUGCAAAAAGUACAGUGAGAUUCUGAUGGGGAUGCUUAGAAACAGUCAUUGUAUACCAUAUGCAGACACUCCCUGGAGCAGUAAAAUAUAACAACUCUUCUUUAAAGUAGGUUAGAUACCUCCCCUUCCACCCCCCCCCAAUAAAACAGUAUCAUCAGUAUAGAAAACAAGAUGGGCAUUUCACAAACAUGAAGUAUAUCAUGCUAUGACUUUAUGAAAGGCUCAAUUCUUGUGUGUAAAUAAUCUCUAGGAAAUUUUAAAGUAUUUCAAUCUUAAAAAUACUAGUGAUUCUACUCCCUGAACUACGGAUCCAUGUGUGCACCCACACCUCUAACACACACACCUCCUUGUGUCACUAGUGGAAGAGGGCUUAGUUUGUUCAUUUGAUUAGACAGUCAGGAAACUGUUCUGAUCUGGCUGAAAUGUCUGUGGAGAAAUAUAUAUGUGUGUCUGUCUACGUGUAUCUGUUUGUCUACGUAGAUAGAUACACACAGACACACACAUAUAUUUUUUUACAUAUAUAUGAAGAGAACCUAGUUUAGAAUUGUCAAGUUUAGCACAGAAAAUGUUCCCCAAAGCCUGGGUUCAUUUCUGGGUUUUAUUUUUUUUUAUUAAUAGCUUCCCAGGGAAAGAACUCUAGGAAAACAUCCACUUUGUAGGUAAAAGAUUAAAAGCCAUAUGGAUUUUAAUGGGGCACACAGGAAGUGGGAGUCCAGUGUCAAGUCUCCCCUUCUCAGACAAAGAUUGAAGUACAGUCAGGCAUAGAAGCUGAACCUGAAAACUCUUUCAUAGUUUAAAAAAUCUUUUUCCUGUGGGGCUUUUUCAGAAUCUUUU
Molecule: messenger RNA, 3029 nt
Organism: Vombatus ursinus (common wombat)
Lineage: Eukaryota; Metazoa; Chordata; Mammalia; Diprotodontia; Vombatidae
Gene: PPM1E
Product: protein phosphatase, Mg2+/Mn2+ dependent 1E
Exons: 7
Coding region: 1-2286 (761 amino acids)
Biological process (GO): protein dephosphorylation; negative regulation of protein kinase activity
Molecular function (GO): cation binding; protein serine/threonine phosphatase activity
Source: RefSeq, a predicted model, not a curated record